Neltuma alba is the source of this 465-nucleotide messenger RNA. Its product is annotated as EPIDERMAL PATTERNING FACTOR-like protein 3. The record is from RefSeq and is a predicted model, not a curated record. The transcript is spliced from 3 exons. The coding region runs from base 35 to 415 and encodes 126 amino acids. Lineage: Eukaryota; Viridiplantae; Streptophyta; Magnoliopsida; Fabales; Fabaceae. Gene Ontology annotation, biological process: stomatal complex development; guard cell differentiation.
UCACCAGUUUCAUCAUUUGAGCUUCUGAUAAACCAUGAAGGGCAAACUCUGUUUCCUCAUGCUAACUCUGCAAAUUCUUGUUUGGGUUUCUGAAGCAACGAGAUCAUUCCCACAAACUGAUGCUAUUUCUUAUCCAGGCCCGCAAGAGGCUCCACAGUCAUCACCAUACAAAACAUCAGAACCAACAAACAAGACAAUGCUUAAAGAAGAAGAAGAAGAAGAGUAUGAAAGAAGAGGGGCUGGGAAUGUGGGGUCAAGCCCACCAAGAUGUGAACACAAAUGCUAUGGAUGCACACCAUGUGAAGCCAUUCAAGUGCCAAGCAUUAGCAGAAGAAGCCAUUUGGCUAUUCAAUAUGCAAACUAUGAGCCUGAGAGCUGGAAAUGCAAGUGUGGUCCUUCCUUCUACAGCCCUUGAAUAAUGAAAUAUUAUAUUAUUGUCAUGUUCAUACUCAGCCUAUGUUAAUG